ACCAAUCAUCCAAGCUUCCUUGAUUGUUUUCUCUUGCUUCCCCAAAAAUUUCCGCGAAACUCCAUUUCUUGUCCAAAACCCAGAUCCAGAGGAAACCCCACGAAUAAAUUUUCCGAUAAAUUCACACCCUUUAGAUUCUUUUCUUAUUCCAUUGCUUCCAGCAAAAUACCAUCUUUUUCGAUAUACCUAUGAGAUUUUCUUCUCAAGACCUAACUUUUCUCUUACUUUUCCCACCCUACUUUCUACAGAAAAUGCAGUCAGUUGAUUAUCAAAAUGUUCGUUUCAGCUCUCUGAUUAAUGGGUAUUGCUAAUUUUUAGUGGUUAUGCCAUAAGGGGUUCAAUUUUCUUACUUGGUUCGGAUUUUUGGAGGGAUUUAUUGUGUUUGAGCUUGAUUGUUUAGUGGUCGAGUAGCUGGGUUUUGGGUUUGCCUGUGGUGAAGUGUAUUUGGAUAUCGAUUAAGGGGAGGUGGCGGUAAUUCUUGUAUUAUCAUCGGUUGAGGUUAGAUCAUGGAGCAUGUCAUCGGGGGGAAGUACAGUCUGGGACGAAAGAUCGGCAGUGGAUCGUUUGGUGAACUUUAUUUAGGAAAUAACAUACAAACUGGAGAGGAAGUGGCUGUCAAACUGGAAUCUCUGAGGACCAAGCACCCACAGCUUCACUAUGAGUCAAAAUUGUACAUGCUUCUUCAAGGAGGAAAUGGCAUUCCCCAUUUUAAAUGGUUUGGAGUUGAGGGCGAAUACAAUUGUAUGGUCAUUGACCUUCUUGGACCUAGUCUUGAAGAUUUGUUCAAUUAUUGCAAUCGAAAGUUUUCUUUGAAAACAGUUUUGAUGCUUGCAGAUCAGUUAAUAAACAGAGUAGAGUAUAUGCACUCACGGGGUUUUCUUCACCGUGAUAUAAAGCCCGAUAACUUUCUAAUGGGUUUAGGGCGAAAAGCAAAUCAGGUAUACAUCAUUGAUUAUGGCCUUGCAAAAAAAUAUAGGGAUGUUCAAACACAAAGGCAUAUACCAUACAGAGAAAAUAAGAAUCUUACAGGGACAGCUCGAUAUGCUAGUGUUAACACUCACCUUGGAGUUGAACAAAGCAGAAGAGAUGAUCUGGAGUCCCUUGGUUAUGUGCUUAUGUACUUUCUGAGGGGAAGCCUUCCCUGGCAGGGCUUGAAAGCGGGCACCAAAAAGCAGAAAUAUGACAAGAUUAGUGAAAAGAAGAUGCUUACUCCCAUAGAGAUCCUUUGCAAAUCGCAUCCAUCAGAAUUCACAUCAUACUUUCAUUAUUGCCGGUCAUUACGGUUUGAGGAUAAACCAGAUUAUUCAUACCUGAAGAGGCUCUUUAGGGACCUUUUCAUCAGAGAAGGUUAUCAAUAUGACUAUGUUUUUGAUUGGACUAUGCUGAAGUAUCCACAGAUUGGCUCCAGCUCAAGAACAAGGCCAAGUAUCAAAGCAGCUGUGAGUCCUGCAGGACCAUCUGCUGAAAGAGUAGAAAGGCCUUCAGUGGGCCAAGAGAUUCGUGAUAGGUUCUCGGGUGCAGUAGAAGCAUUUGCUAGACGAAAUGGCUCUGGCCAUGGUUUGCACGGUGAUUACUUGAGGCAGAGAUUGUCAGAUGAUGUGCCAUCAUCCAAGGACCAAUCUGAUCCUGAAAGGCUUCGUUCCUCCUCAAGAAAUGGCAGUACUUCAAAGAGGGCUGUUGUAUCAAGCAGCCGUCCUGGCUCCUCUGGUGAGCCUAGUGAGAACCAUUCGAGCAGACUUAUUUCAAGCAGCGGUCACCUAUCAACAACUCAACGAAAUCAACCUGCAUUUGAAUCCAAAUCAUCGUCCUUCUCUCGUGCUUUACCAACAAGGGGAGGUCGCGUUGACCCUUUUCGGAGCUUUGAGCUGCUGACAAUUGGUUCUGGCAAAAGGAAAUAAACAACUGCAUCCAUCUAUUGUUAAGGAGGGUUUGCUUCUAAUGAGGGUGAUUUUUCCUCCCUUGUUUUCAUCAAGAUCCUGGUGCAAUAUCGUUUUUACAGUAGUUUCUGUGUUUAUUAUGUGUUCCUUCCGGAUCAAAAGCUCAUCCUCACUGUUACGAAGCCUCUCAAGUUCAUCAAAAGAAGAGAUGAAUGAUCUCUUCAUGAUGCAUUGUUCAUAUAUUUGUUAGCUGUAAUAAAUACUUUCAAAAACAAAAAAGAGCAAGUUUGCUGGAGAAGGCUAUUAUUAUUUUAUUGUAACAAAUAGCUCUCCGGCUUUACCAUCUCUGCUUCUGGAAGAAAAAAAGGCUCUUGUUUUGCUUUAGAAUUUACAGAUGUGCCUCAUGAAUGAUUUCUGUUU
Molecule: messenger RNA, 2297 nt
Organism: Rubroshorea leprosula
Lineage: Eukaryota; Viridiplantae; Streptophyta; Magnoliopsida; Malvales; Dipterocarpaceae
Source: the annotation of a GenBank genome assembly